AUGGCGGCCCCGGCAAAGGUACUCUCGACAUUCGAGCUUCUCGAGCUUAUCCUACUACAGCUCGACACGCAAACUCUUCUCACAGCUCAGCGAACAUGCCGUACCUGGCACAGCAUCAUUCAAGAAUCAGUUGCUAUCCAAAAAGCGCUCUUUUUCAUCCCGAUCCAGCCUUCAUCUGCGAGUACAAAAGUACAAAAUCCCUUAUUGGCAAAGCUGUUUCCGGGUUUCUUCACCUCGGACACAUCCUUCUUGGCCAGCAUGGAUAUGCUCCAGCGACCUGAGAAGCUGGAAGCGUAUAUUCGACCUGAAGCAAGUUGGCGGCGGAUGCUCGUCCAGCAGCCGCCUAUACCCAGGAUUGGAUUCCUUGUUUCCUGCUUUGCCUUUACGGAGAGUUAUACCUACCAUGAGAUACCGACCCGGCCAGACGGUCUGCGGAUGGAAGAAUAUUUCGAAAUGUUUAUAUUCGGGCACCAUGUAAUUUCGCUGGAGUACUAUGUCCCAGAAAUCAUCUGGUGGGGUGAUACCUAUUCUUCUGGGUGGAUUAAGAUGAAAGAAUCGAGGGGCAUGACGGUGGAGACCGACAUCGUGAUUUCGAUCUUUGGUGGCGCGACAUGUACGGACUUUGAAGGCGAUGGGUUCACCGAAGAUGCCGUACUAUGCAGUCGGAUUCAGGACGUAUACCGGAAGCUGAAUCUACAGCCUUGCGCACCGUCAGCCGAGAAGAAGCUGAACGAGUGGAGUUACUCGCACUGGUAUGAUUGA
Messenger RNA from Aspergillus pseudonomiae, 762 nucleotides. RefSeq lists its product as uncharacterized. The transcript is spliced from 2 exons. Gene Ontology annotation, molecular function: protein binding. The coding region runs from base 1 to 762 and encodes 253 amino acids. NCBI's taxonomy places the organism in Eukaryota, Fungi, Ascomycota, Eurotiomycetes, Eurotiales, Aspergillaceae. The record is from RefSeq and is a predicted model, not a curated record.